UUCUUCCUUUCUCCUUUCUGCGAGAAGUUUGCAAAGGAGACGGGAGGGGGGGAGCCCGCUCGCUUGACUCGAUCUCGAAGUUAGAGAGGGAUGUGAGAAGCAGGAGAAGCCCACUCGCUCCUUCCUGAGCCACCCUGGCAGGAACUGACGGGCUAAGCCAUCCAGCAGAGAUGCUCUCCCAUCAGGACCAAGGCUGGAUCCCCAAAAGCGCUUGGGGAUUCUUAUGCGUUUGGGAUUGAAGGGGUCAAGAACUGUCCUCUUUUGAUUCCCCCCUCCUCCUCCUCCUGAGCUUUUGCCACACGGGAAGAAGGGCCCGGGAUCUAACCCAGGAUGAAGGGGAUCUUGUACAUUUUCACGCUGAUCCUGACAGAAGGGAUGAGCGAUGUGGUCAGCUCGGCCCGGGACUGCCUGCAGGCUGGCGAAUCCUGCACCAAUGACCCCAGCUGCAGCUCCAAAUUCCGGACCCUCCGGCAAUGCAUCGCCGGCAACGGCGCCAACAAGCUGGGUCCGGAUGCUAAGAGCCAGUGUCAGAACACGGUGACGGCCCUCCUGUCCAGCCAGCUGUACGGCUGCAAGUGCAAGCGGGGCAUGAAGAAGGAAAAGCACUGCCUCAGCGUCUACUGGAGCAUCCACCACACCUUGCUGGAAGGCAUGAACGUCAUGGAGAGUUCCCCUUACGAACCCUUUGUGAGGGGCUUUGACUACGUCCGGUUGGCUUCCAUCACUGCAGGCUCCGAGAACGAGGUGACCCAGGUGAACCGCUGCUUGGAUGCCGCCAAGGCCUGCAAUGUGGACGAGGUUUGCCAGCGCCUUCGGACCGAGUACGUCUCCUCCUGCAUCCGCCGCGCGGCCCGGGCGGACACCUGCAACCGCUCCAAGUGCCACAAGGCCUUGCGGAAGUUCUUUGACCGCGUGCCCCCGGAGUACACGCACGAGCUGCUCUUCUGCCCCUGCGACGACACGGCCUGCGCGGAGAGGCGCAGGCAGACCAUCGUGCCCACCUGCUCCUACGAGGCCAAGGAGAGACCCAACUGCUUGGCGCCGCUCGACUCCUGCCGGGUGAACUACGUCUGCAGAUCCCGUUACGCCGAGUUCCAGUUCAACUGCCAACCCUCUGCGCAGUCUGCAACAGGGUGCCAGAGGGAAAAUUACGCUGCCUGUCUGCUGGCCUAUACUGGGAUCAUAGGUAGUCCCAUCACCCCAAACUACAUCGACAACUCGACGUCAAACAUUGCACCCUGGUGCACGUGCAACGCCAGCGGGAACAGGCAGGAGGAAUGUGAGAGCUUCCUAUACCUCUUCACCAAGAAUCUCUGCCUCCAGAAUGCCAUCCAGGCCUUUGGCAACGGGACGUACCUGAGCACCGCCAUGGGCUCCUCCACCCCUCCCACGACGCAGAUGCGCAAGCAGGAGAGGAACGCCAACAAGGCAGCAGCCACGCUCAGAGAGAACAUCUUCGAACAGCUACAGCCCACCAAGGUAUCUGCAGAGGAGAAGCUUCUACAAGAUGCCACCCACCUAGCUUCUGACGGCUCCAGCUCAGCGCUGUCACUGGCCAUUAACGGCUGGUUGGUGAUGUGGUGUUCCACUUCUACCAGUACAUUCCUCCUGGCGUCCAUGUGAAUUGGAGCGCGCCCACACUCAAGGGCCGUGACUGGACCGCUCUCCGUUUGUCUGUUUUCGAAUCGGGGAGCUGGGGCGAAAGGCCUCACCAGCUCCUGGCUCCCUCCCUCUUCAAGGUUAUCAGGAGGAAAGGGAAGACACUCAUCUCAUCAGCUUCUUUGUUGACACCUUCCUGGUGAGCCACAAUGUGUUCAUCUGUGGAAGGACCCAGAAAUCAGUCCCUGCAAGGAACCGUGUGAUCCAUCAUGGGCCCUUCCUAA
Molecule: messenger RNA, 1883 nt
Organism: Lacerta agilis (Sand lizard)
Lineage: Eukaryota; Metazoa; Chordata; Lepidosauria; Squamata; Lacertidae
Gene: GFRA4
Product: GDNF family receptor alpha 4
Exons: 8
Coding region: 331-1623 (430 amino acids)
Biological process (GO): nervous system development
Cellular component (GO): signaling receptor complex; external side of plasma membrane
Molecular function (GO): glial cell-derived neurotrophic factor receptor activity
Source: RefSeq, a predicted model, not a curated record